Messenger RNA from Thlaspi arvense, 2480 nucleotides. Lineage: Eukaryota; Viridiplantae; Streptophyta; Magnoliopsida; Brassicales; Brassicaceae. The record is from the annotation of a GenBank genome assembly.
CGCACCAAUCAGUUAUAUAUAAUAUAAAACGUAUUCAGAGUAAGCUUUUUUUUUUUUUUUUUUUGCCGAACACAUUAUAAUAAUAAAAUAAAUUGAUUUAUAAAAAGGGUCCUUUCCCUUCUUUACAUUUCGUACGUUUCUCUAUUUCUUUUUUUCUCCUCCCACUAUAAACGGAAUUAACAGAAUGGACGGUGGUCAUGUCUCCGCCGCCGAAACCGAUGAUCUGAAAUCUCCGCUCUUACCGGUCGUCCAUAAUGACGAGCCAUUCGAAAAACAAUCGGUGGGGCAACAUCUCCGGACAAUAUUCACGCCGAAGAAUUGUUACAUCGCGCUUGGUCCUCUUCUUUGCGCCGUCGUGUGUCUAUGCGUACGCCUCGGCGAAGAUGAUACGACGUCAGCGAGGAACAUGUUGGGCGUUCUGGUUUGGAUGUUUGCGUGGUGGCUGACGGAGGCUGUUCCGAUGCCGAUCACCUCCAUGUCGCCGCUUUUCCUAUUCCCUCUCUUCGGAAUCUCGGCGGCGGAUGACGUGGCAAGUUCUUACAUGGAUGACGUAAUCUCCCUCGUCCUCGGCAGCUUCAUCCUCGCUCUCGCCGUCGAACACUACAACAUCCAUCGCCGACUCGCCCUUAACAUAACGUUGGUGUUCUGCGUGGAGCCGCUAAACGCACCGCUGCUUCUGCUUGGCAUCUGCGCCACGACGGCGUUCGUGAGCAUGUGGAUGCACAACGUGGCAGCUGCAGUCAUGAUGAUGCCAGUCGCUACAGGGAUACUUCAGCGACUCCCAUCGUCUUCUUCUUCUUCGUCGGAAGUGGUACCUCCGGCGGUUGGGAAGUUUUGCCGAGCGGUGGUCCUCGGUGUGAUAUACUCCGCGGCAGUAGGUGGAAUGAGCACACUGACAGGAACAGGUGUGAAUCUGAUACUUGUCGGAAUGUGGAAAAGCUAUUUCCCGGAGGCUGAUCCAAUCAGUUUCAGCCAAUGGUUCUUCUUCGGUUUCCCAUUGGCUUUGUGCAUAUUCGUAGUGCUUUGGGGUAUUCUUUGUGUACUUUAUUGUCCUAAAGGAUCAGGGAAAGCUCUCUCUCCCUAUCUCCAUAAAUCUCAUCUUCGUAGAGAGCUUGAGACGUUAGGACCAAUGAGUUUCGCUGAGAAGAUGGUCUUAUCUGUGUUUGGUGGGUUAGUUGUGUUGUGGAUGACAAGAAACAUAACCGAUGAUAUUCCCGGCUGGGGUCUGAUCUUCAACGGUCGGGCCGGGGAUGGAACGGUGAGUGUGAUGAUGGCUACAUUGCUGUUUAUAAUCCCCAACAACAUAAAAAAGGGAGAGAAGCUAAUGGAUUGGGGCAAAUGCAAGAAACUCCCAUGGAACAUAGUCUUGUUAUUAGGAGCUGGAUUCGCUAUAGCGGAUGGGGUACGCACCAGUGGCUUAGCUGAAGUCUUGUCCAAAGGAUUGGUCUUUCUUGAAACAGCUCCUUAUUGGGCCAUCGCUCCAACAGUUUGUCUCAUCGCUGCAACCAUCACUGAGUUCACGUCAAACAACGCAACCACUACGUUGUUGGUUCCUUUGCUCAUAGAGAUUGCAAAGACAAUGAAAAUCCAUCCUCUGCUCCUGAUGGUACCAGGUGCCAUCGGGUCUCAGUUCGCUUUCUUGCUUCCCACGGGAACACCAUCUAACGUCGUAGGGUUCACAACAGGGCAUAUCGAGAUCAAAGACAUGAUCAAGACAGGCUUGCCUCUCAAGAUCGCCGGAACCGCCUUUCUCUCUGUCUUGAUGCCCACUCUCGGGGCUUACGUUUUUGCAUCAAAGGGAGGAGUUUAGUUCGAUGGGAUGAAGCACAAGACCAUCGACACUAUCGAUUCAUUGUAUUAUAUUUUUACAACGGGCUGAAGCACAAGACCAGUGACAUAUAUUGUAGAUAUGUACUGUUAGUCACAGGUGGAACGGGAAAUGUAGAUGUGGUGAAACUUUACAAACCGGCCCAUUUUUGUAUCCCGCCCUAUUAUAGUUUCCGGUACGAUUGCUUUCUUUUGUGCUUUCAACGUACCGGUAAGUUUGGUCUUUUUUUGUUUCCUGUGUAUGUAUGUAUAUAAGAAAAUCUGUAUCGAGAACAAAUAUUUAGAUACAAAAUAUGUGUGUAUUCUUCGGCAAUUGGGAGGGAUCAGUGUACUAGUGUCAAUCCAGCGGUCCUACUUGGCCAUACAAUAUCUCAAUCUCUUUCAAGAUUCCAACACGUCAUUGUCCACUGUGUCUUCCUUCUGUUUUCGGGUUUUUACGAACACAAAAAAAAAAAAAAAACGUUCAUGCCUUUGUUAUCAAUAAUGUCUUAUUGUCUUGCUUUUAUUACAUUUUUGUCCGUUACUCAUUUAUGUUUUUUCUUUGUCCUUUGCUAUAGCUGUGUAUUCAUUAUGACGGCCAUAUACAUAGUUGUGUCUUGGUUUUAUUAACAAAUAAUGUUAUUUGUCAGUCGUAAACUCGUUAUGAAUGGUGG